Molecule: messenger RNA, 3396 nt
Organism: Lemur catta (Ring-tailed lemur)
Lineage: Eukaryota; Metazoa; Chordata; Mammalia; Primates; Lemuridae
Gene: PEX11G
Product: peroxisomal biogenesis factor 11 gamma
Exons: 5
Coding region: 27-740 (237 amino acids)
Biological process (GO): peroxisome fission
Cellular component (GO): peroxisomal membrane
Source: RefSeq, a predicted model, not a curated record
CGCGGUGACGUCACGGCGGAGUUGCCAUGGCGUCGCUGAGCGGCCUGGCGUCGGCGCUGGAGUCGUACAGGGGUCGCGACCGCCUGAUCCGAACUCUGGGGUACUGCUGCCAGCUGGUCGGUGGGGUCCUGGUCGAAAAAUGUCCUGCCAGUUCCGAAUUGGGGACGCGCCUGCUGGCAGUGUCCACCCAGCUCAGCCACUGCAGGACCAUCCUUCGACUCUUUGAUGACCUGGCCAUGUUCGUCUACACUAAGCAAUACGGCCUGGGGGCAGAGGAGGAGGACGCCUUUGUGCGCUGGACUUCUGUGCUGGGCAACCUGGCCGACCAGCUCUACUACCCCUGUGAGCACGUGGCCUGGGCCGCCGAUGCCAACAUCCUCCACGUGGACUCCUUCCGGUGGUGGACACUGAGCACAACCUUCUGGGCCCUCUCCCUGCUCCUAGGGGUCGCCAGGUCCCUGUGGGUGAUGCUGAGGCUGCGACAGAGGCUGCGGAGCCCCGCAGUAGCCUUCACCAGCCAGCUGCCCCGUGGCAAACAGAGGGCGGUGUCAGCGCAGCUGCAGUUGGAGGCGCUGACGGUGCUUAGCAACCUGGCUGACCUGGCCAACGCCGUGCACUGGCUGCCCCGGGGUGUCCUGUGGGCCGGCCGCUUCCCGCCGUGGCUGGUGGGCCUCUUGGGCACCGUCUCCUCGCUGCUCAGCUUGUACCAGGCAGCCCAGGCUGAUGCUGCCACCCCCUGACCCCGACGGAGGGCCCCUUCCCACAGAGCAAGAGUCACCAGGGCAGGGGCCGGGACUCCCAGGGGCUGGUGUGAGACGCCCCCAGGGCCCAGCGUGGGCUCAGUGGGGGAGGCGUCUCUCUGCGCCACAGGGGAGGCCCCCGGGGCUCCUGAGACCAGCCCUGCUGUGGCAGAGUUUGCAGAGGCCGCCGAGGGCCUCAGCCGCGCCUGCCAUCCUGUCUGCCGCCGGCGUCUCGUGCCCAGACAGAGGCGAACGGGGAGAGACAGCGUCGUGCCUUGGGAAAGCUGAAACAAGAAUCGAUUAAAUAGCAUGGUGCUGAGCCGGGCUCAGGUGUGACAGAUUAUUACCCUGGUGGCUGCGGGCCCACCGCUGGCUCCCUCGCACCUGGGGACCGAGCUGCCUUCGGAAACGACCCUUCCCAGCCCGCCAUCCAAACACCCUCAGCCCGGGGAGGCCUCUUCGUCUCUGAGCAGGCGCCACCCGCUGCCCCCAAGCGGCCUUCAGCCAUCAAGGGCUGUUCUCCACUCCCCAGAGACCUGGACACACAGGCCAGAGGUGCCACCUGCUGCCAGGCCACUGUGAGCAUGUCAUUGGCUCCAAGCUGGGGCCGACGUCUCUGAAGACGCACUAGGCUCCCGCCUUGCCGAGAUGGGGUAGGAUGGGACACGCUUGGUUUUUAGUUUGACGGCUGGGAAUGACGUUUGAGAGGUCCUGCGUGUGUGGCCUGGCACAGGCGUAGGACAGAGCCCGGCCCAGGAAGACCCAACACAGCGGGCAGCGUGUAUGUCCUCGCAGCUCACGUGAUACCAACCGAGUUGUUUUUUCACAAGGAAGCCAUCAGGUGGCUGAGCAGCUGGGGGGCUGGGGCUGCUCGGGUGACACAGGUGCAGGAGGGACCCCGCCUGGUCUCAGGCCCAGUGCCCUGCCCUGGGCAUCUGCGGCGGCUCCUGCUGCCCAGGACUCAAGUGGGCUGGCCCGGGCAGCUGCCCCUCCUCUCCGGUGGGAGGUGGGUGCACGUCCAUCCUGGCCCUAGGUGGGUGCCUGCUUCCCAGCAACCAGGAGUCCUGGGGACGCCACCGGUUCAUCCCUGUAAGGCCGUAAGAGUGGUGCCCCCUUGUGGGGAAGCCACAUGGACAGCUGGGCGCAGGACCACAAGGAAGAAGAAAGCCAAGUUCAGAGGUGGAGCCCGGGCUGGGAAGACACUGACUGCAGUGGGGGCGGGGGUCCAGGCAUAGAGCAGGUGGGAAAUAUGCUUCUAGAAAGGGAGGCCCACCUUGCGCAGCCCUCUUGGGCUGGUCCAGAGGCUGUUUGUGAUGGUUCUGAACGUCUUACUGAAAUACUCAGGUGCCAUACAACUACCCAUGUAGGUCGUACAGUUCAGUGGUUUUUGGGAUAUUCGUAGAGUCACACAACCAUCACACUCAAUUUUAGAACAUUUCCAGCACCCCAGAAAGAAGCUGCAGCCAUUAGCUGUUACCUCCCAGCCCCCGUGCCCCCAGGCUUGGUAACCACUCAUCUUUCUGUCCGUGUAGCUUUGCCUGUUUUGUUUCAGUGGUUCUCAACCUUUCGGGGGCUGGGAACGGAUCCCUUUGUGGCUCCCUUAGGGACCAUGGGCUCUCUUUGCAGAACAUCCCAUUUCAGGGUUCCCCCAGGGCCUCUAGGGGCGUGCUGGGAAGACUGGGGACAUCCCAGGGGAAGGGUCAGUUGGGUAGAGGUCGGGGAACAGCUGGGCUGGGGGUAGGGUCCAGACCAGGGAUGGGGGCAGCCCCAGGCCCCCCGAGAAGCUGGUGUCCCUGCAGGCAGGGGCUCCCUUUCUGUGUCCGUGCCCUCACAGCCCCUGCCUGCCCCUCCUGGAUCCUGGCGUCUCCUGUGGCUGGCACUUAACCCAGGGGUAUGGGUCCAGAGGGCACCGUAAUGUGUGGAGGUAGGUGUGUGUGCCCCUGCCCCGUGACCAGGGUCCCUGCUUCCCUCUGCUACUCAAAGAGCCUCUGACCCUAACACAACUUGGACACCACUGUGUGCGUCUGGUCAGGUUAGAGGGUGAGGGGGACUUCAACAUCCACUCACUGUCAGAAGAAAGGAUAAGCAAACCACAGUCCAUCCACACAACUCCCACACGGAAGAAUCAAAACGACACUGCUGAGUGACCACCACCAGGCAGGGGAGCCACCUACCAAAUGAUACCACAUUCUAGAGCAAGCAGUGUCAAGCUAGAGUGACCAGAAACUGGCCAGCAGCUGCCCCCGGGAGUGAGGAGAAAAGCAGGAGGGGAAACCCUGUCAGGGGUCAGAAAAUGUCCCAGAUCUCGAUCGGGUGUGGGUUACCCGAGGGCAUCCAAGGUCUGCCUAUUCUGAUGGGAGCUGAUGACACAGCAGGUGUAAGGGAGCAAAGCCCUUCGUGGGGGGUGUAGCUUGAUGCCCUGGGGCAAGCGUGCAACAGGCCCUCCCCUCGCAGGCGUUGGCAGGCCUGGUGUGUAAAGGUGGUUCCUGCUUGUAUCUCGGCCCCCAGACCAAGCCAGCACUUUAUUUGAUGUCCAAAGAAACGGUGCUCCGCCCCCACACAGGGCCACUCUAUGUUGUGUGCGUUUUACCACAAUGGAAGAAAAAAAUGAAUUUCAACGAAUUUGGAGUUGUUUUUUUUUCUUUUUAAAUGUGGC